UACCCCAAUUCGGUUCUUCUUCCCUCCCUCAAUUAAAUUGGAUUACAAAAAUAUUACUCCCGAGUCUAUAUCCUUUCUCAGCUCUUUCCCCCCAAAUCAAUCACGGAAUAUUCGUUAAUAAUAAUCGUACGAGUGUAAGCAUCCUUUCUCUUUUGAUAAGCUAGCAGAAUUAGAAAGAAAGGAAGUAAAAAUCAUACUGCUAUUGCUUGUGGGUAUUUUUUAGUAGGAAUUUAUUUGGGGAUAUGUGGAGUUCAAUCGCUAAUUUGAAGGAAAAUCUCAAUAAAAUAGCUUCGGAUGUUCACCACGACGACGAGGAGAUUUCCGGAUAUAGUUCCCCUGAUCGGCAAGUUAAUUCAAUGUCCGAUCGAAGAUUUUCGCACAAUUUUGCCAAUUCAAUCUCACCACCACCGACACAUUCUCCCAUUGCCAACGGCUUCGAUUCCCCUUAUCAUUCUCAGAUUGAACAGUAUCAAGCAGAGAUUAAGAGACUUCGGGAAUCUGAAGCAGAAAUCAAAGCAUUGUCCGUUAAUUAUGCUGCAUUGCUGAGGGAGAAAGAGGAUCAAAUUUUGAGGCUGAAUGAGGAAAAUGGGACAUUGAAGCAAAAUCUCCAUGCAACAAAUGCUGCUCUAAGUUCAUCUAGAACCACCAAGGGAAGUAGUGACCAGUCACCCAAUCGCCAGAGUAAAAGUAUGGUGAAAAAUCGUGCAGUUGGAAGCAUAUCACAGAAUGGUAGUAUGCCUAAACAGGAUGGACAAAGCAAUGGAAUUGGAGGUGCUGAUAAGGAGCUCAUAGAUUUGCUGGAAGAGAAAAACAGGGCUUUGGCAGCAUUUCAAGCAAGUCAUGAAUCAGAAGUAGAGCAAUUGGGGAUGGAACUGGAUAGAGAACGUAGCAAUUCAGAAAAUAUGAAAGUAAGAUUAGAAGAGGAACAGAAGUUGAGUGGAUCUUUUCAGCUGGAAUUGAACUCAUUAAAAGUGGAGAAGGAUAAAUUGGCCUCAGAGAUGACAAAAGUUCAUGAUGAGUUGAGCCAAAAGAUAUCUGAAAUUAGAAGAUUACAAAUGGAAUUGCACAGAAGAGACAAUGAUGAAACUGAUAACAUGGUGGAGAGUUUGAAAAGAACAAUUUCAGACCUAGAGAAAGAAAACAGAGAUCUUAAGAUUAAGAAGGAUGAACUUCUGGCUGACCUGGAAGCAAGAAGGGAUACUUCAGCAUACAAACAUCAGAGUGAGGUACAGUCAUCAGAAGGUUUACCUGGGAUGGAAGAAAUGAAGGUAAGUUUCCAAAAGCUGGAGAAGGAUUUGAAGGAAACACGCCAAGAGAGGGAAAAAGCACUGCAACAACUUAACCGUCUUAAGCAGCACUUACUAGACAAGGAAUCAGAGGAGGCUGAAAAGAUGGAUGAGGAUAGCAAGGUUAUUGAAGAACUACGAGCAAGUAAUGAUUAUCAAAAGUCUCAGAUAUUGCAUUUGGAAAAAUCUUUGAAGGUGGCUCUUAUGAGUCAAGAAGAACUUAAAGUGUUGUAUGAAAAUGAAAUUAAGAAGUCUAAGGAAACUAUUGAUGAGCUAAAUAGGAAACUGCGCAGUUGUAUGAGCAUGAUUGAGACCAAGAAUGCUGAAGUACUUAACCUGCAAACUGCUCUUGGCCAGUAUUAUGCUGAAAUUGAAGCUAAGGAACGCCUGGGAGAGGAUUUAACUGCAGCAAAAGAAGAAUCAGCUAGACUUUCUGGGCUUUUAAAGGAGGCUUAUCAACAAGCAGAUACAUUAAGGGGGGAAAAGGAAAAAUUGGUUGCUAAUCUUUCAAAAACUGAAAGGAUGCUUGCUGAAGGGAAGAACAGAGUCAAUAAGCUUGAGGAAGAUAAUGAGAAAUUACGUCGUGCCCUUGAGCAUAGUAUGACAAGGCUGAAUAGGAUGUCUGUGGACUCUGAUUUUCUUGUUGAUAGGCGGAUUGUAAUCAAACUAUUGGUGACCUACUUCCAGAGAAACCACAGCAGAGAGGUUUUGGAUCUAAUGGUCCGCAUGCUGGGAUUUUCUGAUGAAGACAAGCAGAGAAUAGGCAUUGCUCAGCAAGGAGCAGGUAAAGGUGUUGUUCGAGGUGUCUUGGGAUUCCCUGGACGUCUAGUAGGUGGCAUUCUUGGCAGUAGCUCGUCUGAAGCUUCAUCAAACAUGAGAUCUGAUGACCAGUCUUUUACAGACUUGUGGGUUGAUUUUCUUCUCAAGGAGACUGAAGAGAGAGAAAAAAGAGAAUCAGCUGCUGCAUCCAAGGAGAAUCAAACCAAUGGGAGUCCAAGCUCGUCAAAUAAUGCACCUUUAUCGAAUCAAACAGCUGGUGCUGCAACUGCUAUUCCUAAUUUUGGUAGAUCAAGUAUUCCCCAAGAUCAAAAUUUUACCACCACACCACCUCGCGGAACCAUCCUGCAGUCUGAAAGUACCAAUUCUGAGUUCUCGACAGUACCUCUUUCCAUAUCUGAACCCGGUACUCAGACUUCAAGAUUGCUUCCAAGAUACUCGUAACCUGCUAUCGUAAUAUUGAUGAAAGGUACAAGUUCUCAGUUUUCGUCUAUGUAUCCUUUUUUGUAAUCAUUGCAAUUGGUUCAUUCUAUCAUUCUAUUCUUUUACCCCACUAUACAUGUGAAGCGGGUGCAGUAUUUUGUGAUGUGUGUAGGCCGUGCAUGUAAAUGAACAAUAUCUCUAGAAUGAUUUCAAAGUGAAAAUUGCCAACACUUGCGAUACACCA
This is a messenger RNA of Coffea arabica (coffee), 2730 nucleotides long. Its product is annotated as golgin candidate 3. Gene Ontology annotation, molecular function: small GTPase binding. NCBI's taxonomy places the organism in Eukaryota, Viridiplantae, Streptophyta, Magnoliopsida, Gentianales, Rubiaceae. Gene Ontology annotation, biological process: Golgi organization; endoplasmic reticulum to Golgi vesicle-mediated transport. Gene Ontology annotation, cellular component: Golgi apparatus. The record is from RefSeq and is a predicted model, not a curated record.